Messenger RNA from Carlito syrichta (Philippine tarsier), 4722 nucleotides. RefSeq names its product crystallin beta-gamma domain containing 2 (gene CRYBG2). The coding region runs from base 1 to 4626 and encodes 1541 amino acids. The record is from RefSeq and is a predicted model, not a curated record. Lineage: Eukaryota; Metazoa; Chordata; Mammalia; Primates; Tarsiidae. The transcript has 19 exons.
AUGGAGGAGGCAGGUGGGCCCCCAGCCCGGGCCGAGGCCCGAGUGGUAAGUGCCACACUGACAUGGCGGCAUCGACCUCCUGCCCAGGAAGAGACCAGACACCGCUUUCACAAGGUGUCCUUGGUGUCAGGGGCCCGAAUGGAAGCCCCCCGAGAAGAGAUGUUUGAAUCCAACCACCAUCGAGAGGAAGUAAAUGGCUUUACUACACGGGAAGAGGAGACUGUGAAUUACACGGGCCCUCGGGAUGGGGCUAGCUUCAAGAACUUCCAGAGUCAUGGGCCCAUCUUUUCCAGGAAGUACACACCAGCCCCCAAGGAGAAAAGGCCAGUGGGGAGGCUGAAGGAGGCUGUGGACCAGGGUGAUGGCCGCCCCCAAGCUCCCAGGACUGAGCCACCAGGCAUGGGAGCCAUGGCCAGGGCUGAGCUCUUGGUGCCCCUGCCUGGGCCCCGUGAGCCAAGCCCCCACCCAGGUGUGGGUCUCACCAGCGGGAGCUCCCGGAUCUGUGAGGAACGGCGGGUGACACGCACUGUGAGGACCACCACGGUGGUGGGAGGGCAUGUAGACCGGCGGGUGAGCAGCUCUGUGACUGUGGGGCCAACGGUCUCGGGUGAGGCCCUGUCAAGGGGCCGCAACGUUGCCCGCACGGUGCGGGCAGUGGUGGUCAGCCCCAAGGCUGAGGGCUCGCCCAGUCGCAGCCAGGCCCUGGAGCUGCUAAGUAGCCUUGUGCCUGCUGAGCACAGCAUACCUGCCAGCUGCCAGCCCAGGCCCACAGCUGUCGUACCAAGGAGCCUGGGUAUGGGUGACACAGUGGGGACAGCCCUGGGGCAGCUGCCUGAGACCAGGACAGCAGAGCUAAAGGACAGCUCUGUCUUGGUCCCUGUAGGCAUUCCAGCGGGUGCUCACCUGCCUCAGAACCAGGAUGUCCCUGUGGCCAGCCCAGACCAAGACCAGAGCAGAGCCCCUGGUGUGGGGGCCUAUGAGUUCCCAAAGGUGCAGAGAGCCUCCAGCCCCACUCAGCUCCCUCUCCAGACUUCUCAGAGUCAAGCACCAGUCCCUUCCUCUCCCAGACUCCAGACCCGUUCUCCCACCCUGGCCCCAGCCCAGCCCCCAGAGCAGUUGGUGGUGCCCACUCACCCCAGGACCCAGCUCACUCCCCAUGUCCUGCCCCCCAUAACAAGGGAAGGACUCACAGACCCCCCUCCUGCUACCACUCUGCCCAUGGUGAGGAGCGAGCGUGUGACAGUCCCUGGACAAGCGCUUGCUCCAUCUUCUACAAGAAGGAAGGCUGUCCCCAGCCCAGGAGGUCUUUCUGCUCCAUCCUGCUCAAGGAAUAAGUUUGUUCAGGACUCUGAAAAUGUCCCUGUCGUCUACCUUACAAAGAACGAGGUAGUGCAAGGCCCUGGUGUUCCUGCUGACCCAUCCCCUGCUCAGAGAGAGGUUUUGCAGGGUUCUGGUGCCCCUCCUGCCUCGUCCUCCAAAUCAACCAAGGAUGUCCAGGGCCCAGAAGGCAGCCCUAGCAUCCAAAGAGAGGUUGUCCAGGGUAUUGCAGGCAGCCUUGACCCAUCCCUCACUAAGGAAGAGACUGUUCAAGGCCUAGCUGCUCCUGCUAUCCUGCUCCCCAAACAGGAUAAGCUUGUCCAGGACUCUCAAGGGAGCCUCGUCUCAUCUCUCACUCAAAAAGAGGUUGCCCAGGGUCCUGGUGCUUCUGUUGCCCCAUUUUCCACCCAGAAAGUGGUUGUCGAGAGUCCUGCUGUUCUCCCUACCCCACCUUCCUCCAUGGACAAGGCAUCUCCCAGCCCAGGAGGCACCCCUGCUCCAGUGCCAACAGGAGCAGAGGCCAGCAUAGAGUCUCAGCUUGUCCCUAACCCCACCGAGGGCAAGACGUGGCCAGAGCCAUCGGGGGAGGAGGAUGAGGUGGCCCUGGCCGCUGACCUGGAGGUUUUCCUGGACACCCUGCGGAGCAUGGAACCCCCUGAGAUCCUCCGCACUCACCGGCUGCCUCGAGCUCCCCGCUCCUCCUACCUGGCCAUGUACGCCACACUGCCUGCUAUUGAGGAGGACCAGCCUGGGCCAUGGGUGCUGGGACCCAGCCCCCAGGAGGUACCUACACUGGAAGAGAAGGAGGAGGAGGAAGAGGAGGAACCAGAGAACCCCUAUCUAAGCGACGACGAGAAGCUCCAAAGGAGGCAGGAGAAAGCUGAGCCCAGCCCCUCCUGGGACCUUCGCCCUACCAGGCCAACCCAGGUCUCCUACUCUCCCUUGGAGAUGAUGAAGAAGCAUGUAGCAAGCACCAAGGGCUCCCACCCAGAACUGGGACUGGAAUUGCAGGCAGGCAGCAGGCCCACCUCCCGUCUUGGAGGCAGCCUUCUCUUUGGCAGUCUGGUGCCUGUCACCAAGGAGGCCUCCACCCUGGAACCACUGGGCACAAAACUAUCUGCUCUGCCGCCCCAUGGAGCACCGGGGCUCAGGAAGGUGCCAGGACAGUUGCCCUUGCUCUGCAGCGAAAGGCCACCACCAGAGAAGCCUGCACGUGCCCAGCACCCGGAGGAGUGGAGCCCAGCCUUCAAAAUCCAGGGCAAGCCGAACACCAGGCCUGGAAAGGUGAUCUUCUUCACGGAACCCGGCUGCCAGGGCGGCAGCAGAGAAAUCUGGGAAGAUACUGCUGAUGCCUCAGGCUGGGCCCUCAUAGCCUCCAUCAGGGUGGUGCGAGGCUGCUGGGUGCUAUAUGAAAAGCCAGAGUUUCAGGGUCGGAAGUUGGUCCUGUCUGAAGGAGAUGUGGAACUCAGAGCCCAGGGACUAACGUGGAGUACCCAAGGCAUCGGUUCCCUGAGGAGGGCUGUCCGGGACUACAGCACCCCAGAGAUCAGCCUGUUCUCUGAGGAGGGCCUCAAGGGGGAGCCAGUGAAGCUAACCAAGGCCUUGAAGGAUCCCCAGGGCCUGGAGAGGCCCCUCCAGGUGGCAUCUGCCAUUGUCUCUGCAGGACUGUGGUUGCUGUAUCCCAAACCGUUCUUUGAAGACAUUCCCUACAUCCUAGAGCCUGGAGUAUACCCCACCUCAGAGGCAUGGGGCACAUCAGACCCCAGCGUGGGCUCCUUGAAGCCCACGAAAUUGGGCUGCCCAAGCGUGGAGAAGCCAGGGGAGCCCAAGGCUGUGGUGUAUGAGGCCCCAGGCUUUCAGGGCCGCAGCUGGGAAGUGAGCCGAGACAUCUACAGCCUUCAGCAGCCAGAGGACAGCCAGAGCCCGCACCUGCCCUCUGUGGGGUCCCUGCGAGUUCUUGGGGGCUGCUGGGUGGGCUACGAGAAGGAAGGCUUCCGGGGCCACCAAUAUCUGCUGGAGGAGGGGGAAUAUCCUGACUGGUCACACUGGGGAGGCUAUGAUGAAUUAUUGACCUCUCUGCGGGUCAUCCGGACGGACUUUGGGGACCCAGUCGUGGUGCUGUUUGAGGCCAUGGACUUCGAGGGCCACGGCGUGGAGGUGAGCGAGGCAUUGCCGGACGUGGAGCUGGUGCAACACGGCCCCUGCACGCAGGCCAUCCACGUGCUCAGUGGCGUGUGGGUGGCCUACCAGGAGGUGGGCUUCUCUGGGGAGCAGUACGUGCUGGAGAAGGGCGUGUACCGUAACUGCGACGACUGGGGCGCGGGCAACAGCGCCCUGGCCUCGCUGCAGCCGGUACUGCAGGUCGGGGAGCACGAACUGCACUUUGUCUCAAAGAUUCAGCUCUUCUCCGCCCCUGACUUCCUGGGAGACCACAUCUCCUUCGAGGAUGACCAGGCCUCUCUGCCCCCUUCCUUCCGACCGCAGUCCUGCCGUGUCCAUGGAGGCAGUUGGAUCCUGUUUGAUGAGAAGAACUUUCAGGGUGACCAGCACAUUCUCUCUGAGGGCGAGUUCCCCACUCUGACGGCCAUGGGUUGCCUAGCCUCCACGGUCCUGGGCUCUCUCCAGAAGGUGCCCCUGCACUUUUCAGAGCCCUCCAUUUUCCUGUAUGGACUUGAGUGCUUCGAGGGGAAGGAGAUUGAGCUCAGUGGGGAAGUGCGGAGCCUGCAAGCCGAGGGCUUCAACAACCACGUGCUGUCUGUGCGGAUCCAGGGGGGCGUCUGGGUGCUAUGUGAGCACAGUGACUUCCGGGGCCGCCAGUGGCUGGUGGGCAGUUGCGAGAUCACCAAUUGGCUGACCUACAGCGGCACCCAGAGGGUGGGCUCCCUCUAUCCCAUCAAGCAGCGACGGGCUUAUUUCCGCCUCUGGAAUGCAGCACUGGGGGGAUUCCUGGCAGUGCCGGACCAUGUGGAAGACAUGAAGGCGGGCCGCGUGGUGGUGUCCGAGCCCCAGGCUGGAGGCAGCUGUGUCUGGUACUACGAGGAUGGGCUGCUAAAGAACCAGGCGGCCCCCACCAUGAGCCUGCAGGUGAUUGGACCCCCCAGCCCCGGCUCCAAGGUGGUGCUGUGGGCUGAGAGCCGCCUUCCGCGCCAGAAGUGGAGCAUCAGUGAAGCAGGCCACAUCUGCAGCCAGAUGUUCGAAGGCCAGAUCCUGGAUGUGAAAGGUGGACGAGGCUACGACCGGGACCACGUGGUGCUGUGGGAGCCGGACAAGGAGAGGGCGUCCCAGAUCUGGACUAUCCACGUGCUUUGAAACUCCCCUCCCCAGCCCCGAAGGCUUUGGCUGGGAUCAGUGUUUUUGUAGGUUUUUUGUCGUAACAUAAGCUAUUUUCUAUUAUGCUGCCGAGUA